AUGCCUCCAAUAUUCGAAGUUCAAGGAGAGGCAAAUCCGUUGUCGCGCCAGGCUAUCUUCAAUGCUCUAAUUUCCGCUUCAUCCAACACCCAAAUCCAGGUCCAGACAGGAGCCCAACAGCUACAAAAUUGGGAAAAGGAAGCUAGCUAUUAUACUCUCCUACAGGAUAUAUUCACUGACUACUCUGUUCCGGAUCAAGCUCGCUACCUUUCCGUCCUCCAACUUAAGAACGGCGUUGAUAAAUACUGGCAUAAGACGUCGCCCAAUGCAUUGAAACCACACAUAAAAGAACGGAUAAAAAACAGGGCUUUAGAUGCAGGGUUUGUAGAGCCGGCUGCCCAUCUUGCUCUCCACAAUGCUUUGAUGAUAGCAAAAAUACUACGCUAUGAAUUUCCUUCAGAAUGGCAAGUUUGCGGGCCCGACGCGGUCACAAAAAUCACUCAGCUACUUCGCUCUUCUAUCGAGCCCGGCGCCAACCCGUUACAUCUUUCGCGUAUUCUUUUAAUUAUUCUUCAAGUUGUCAAAGAGCUAUCUACCGGCCGGUUACAGCGGAUUCGUAAGGGAUUUCAGUCAAUGACACCGGAGCUCUUUCGCAUUCUUGCUACUGUUUACUUUCAACAAGUACAAAACGUAUUCAAUUUCUUAGAUGGAAGCCGAGUAAGUGGCGUUGAAGCUGUGGUAGUCAGUGAACAAAGCUUGGCCGCUUUGAAAAUCAUUCGUCGUUUGAUAAUAUCAGGGUAUGAGUAUCCUAACAGAGACUCUGAUGUUCAGCAAUUUUGGGAUCUCACUCUUACCCAUUUUGCAAAUUUUAUUACAAUUUCCAACCAGAAGCCUGCCAGUACGGAUCCUCGGCUUGUCUUGUCGAUCAGCAAACAUGUUCUUCAAUUGUCAAAGCUUCACAUAGCCAUGGCUAAAGAGCACCCGGCUGCAUUUGCUCUGCUCCCUCAGUGUACUGAUACGGUUAAAUUUUAUUGGUCUCUCGUUACUGAAUCGGGCAAGACAUAUGGUACUACGGAUCUUUCUCAGUUGAAAAUCGGUACCAAUGGCGAUGCCGACGGUGACGAAUGGAACCUCUCUGAGAAGUUGGCGCUAAAGGGCCUUAUAUUACUUAGGGCGUGUGCUAAACUUGCAUUUUAUCCAGCUCAGACUUUUAAAUAUCAACGUGCUGAAGAUAAGCAAGAAAGGGCAUCGGCAGUACAAGUGAUCAAAACACAGCUGUUCCAAGAAGAAUUUGUUAUUCAAGUGAUGGAGCUUCUGGUUACCCGUUUUUUUGUUUUUCGAGCCAGCGACUUGCGGGAGUGGGAAGAGGAGCCUGAAGAAUGGGAAAAGCGAGAGGAGGAAAUUUCAGAUGCCUGGGAGUUUUCAAUUCGCUCGUGUGCCGAGAAGUUAUUUCUCGAUCUCAUAAUACACUUCAAAGGACUACUGGUUCCUAAACUUUUGAACGUGUUCUAUUCUUAUGCAACCCCACAAAAUCGAGAUGUACUGCUAAAAGAUUCUCUUUACUCUGCUGUUGGGCUAGCGGCAGCGUGUUUAGAAAAACCUUUGGAUUUCAAUGCCUUUUUAUUAACUACGCUUAUCCCAGAAGUGCAAAUUCAACAGCCAGGGUACAAUAUUCUUCGCCGGAGGAUUGCUAUUCUUCUUGGCCAGUGGAUGCCAAUAAAACCGGGAGACUUGGAUAGAGAAGCUAUUUACCGCAUAUUCCAGCAUCUGCUUAACAAAGAUGACCCCCAUAAUGACCAAGUCGUAAGAGUUACAGCUGGCCGUCAGUUGAGGUCAGUCCUGGACCCUUACGAAUUUACCGCCGAAGGGUUUUUACCCUUUAUCACUCCGAUUCUACAAUACUUAAUGAGCUUAAUCCAAGAGGUCAUGUUGCCUGAGACGAAAAUGGCGCUAUUAGAGACUGUAAGGGUAGUGGUGGUGAAAAUGGAGGACCAUAUUGCCCCAUAUGCGGACCAAAUAGUCACUACACUACCUUCCUUGUGGGAGCAGUCUGGAGAUGAGCAUUUGAUGAAGCAAGCGAUAUUAACACUCCUAUCCUCAAUAAUUCACUCGAUGAAACACGAAUCUGUGAGGUACCACCCGCUGGUCCUUCCACUGAUUCAGAAAUCCGUAGAACCAGGAUCUGAAUCCCUUGUAUAUUUAUUAGAAGAGUCUCUUGAUUUAUGGUGCGCAGUACUCGCGCAAACUCCAGCCCCCGCUAGUGCACAUCUUCUUGGACUGUUUCCCACUCUAUUUCCAGUAUUUGAGAUUGGAACUGAAAGUGUUCGGCAAGCCCUUGAGGUGGUUGAAGGCUAUAUUCUUUUGGCACCUAGAGAAUUCCUAGACGGCCACGUUCGUUUUCGACUUCUUACAGCCCUAGAGCCUUUCUUGGGCCCGAACGUUCGUCCACGUGUUGGACUGGUCCCCUACCUUGCGUCGGCAUUAAUCCGGAUUGGAGAGACUUCUCCCAAUGAGGAUGAGCAGACUUAUGUGCUGAUUGCAGAAUCAUUUAUUAGUAGCCGUUUCCUACACACUUUGUUAGCCGGCCUGCACCAGGCGUAUGAGUCGAGUUUAUCCACCGGCCCAAAUAAAAGGUUUUCCGCUAUCGAUGGGGUGGCCGAGACUGAUCAUUUUUCUAUACUUGCAAGACUUGCAUACGCCAACCCAAGAGUCUUUGUUACGGCCAUCAAAGCCGUGACAGAACCCAUCUCCGAAGAAGAGACAUUCAAAUGGAUGCUAACAGAAUGGUUCUUCCACUUUGAUAGCAUCGGCGAUAUCACAAUGAAAAAACUUCACACUCUCGCGUUGACACAUCUUCUCUCCAUAAACGGACCCUCCUCACCACCCCCCACUUACCUUCUGAACCACCUUCAAUCAUAUUUGAGUAUCUGGACUGAUGUUAUCACUGAGCUUUCCGACCCCACAGCAGAUUCGGAAAAUACCCGCGGAGAUUAUCUGAUUAGUGUGAACAACAAUAAUGCAUAUAGCCCGGAAGGAAAAUUUCAGGAUAAUGAGCCACCCGAAACUACUCGCCGCCGGGCGUGGUCACUUGCCGAUCCGGUUCAUCGAAUUAAUAUACGUGAUUACAUUACUGAACACAUCCGUGCUUUGGUUGGAGCCUGCGGUGGUAUUGAUCAGUUUAAUGCAGAAUGGCUGGUCAAUGUGGAUAAGGAAGUAGUCAAUGAAUUUGCGAAACUGGGCGUUUUCUAG
Messenger RNA from Ophidiomyces ophidiicola, 3189 nucleotides. RefSeq lists its product as uncharacterized. The record is from RefSeq and is a predicted model, not a curated record. Gene Ontology annotation, cellular component: cytosol; nuclear envelope. The transcript has 7 exons. Gene Ontology annotation, biological process: protein import into nucleus. Bases 1 to 3189 code for a protein of 1062 amino acids. NCBI's taxonomy places the organism in Eukaryota, Fungi, Ascomycota, Eurotiomycetes, Onygenales, Onygenaceae. Gene Ontology annotation, molecular function: small GTPase binding.